Messenger RNA from Ceratitis capitata (Mediterranean fruit fly), 1167 nucleotides. Its product is annotated as attacin-A-like. The record is from RefSeq and is a predicted model, not a curated record. Gene Ontology annotation, biological process: defense response to bacterium. NCBI's taxonomy places the organism in Eukaryota, Metazoa, Arthropoda, Insecta, Diptera, Tephritidae. Bases 106 to 684 code for a protein of 192 amino acids. Gene Ontology annotation, cellular component: extracellular region. The transcript is spliced from 2 exons.
UUGAAAAGGAAACAAGAAAAUCACGGAUGCUUUUGGAUACAUAUGUAUGUUCAUAUGUAGUUUUGGUGUAUGUAUAUAUUUAUAUAUAUCUACUAAAAAAAGACUAUGGACAUCUAUGGUAUUGACACCUCAAAACCGAGUAAAGGGAAUAAUUUUCGCUUGCACAUAUCGAAAAAAUUUUUGAAAGAAACCGAUUACAGCAUAACUCCAGGUUUUUAUGUUGCUUUUAAUGCUGAUAAAAGACCCUCAAGUUAUGGUGUCUUUGCAAAAUAUCGGCCCAUCAGCGAGGGACUCUCUUUAUCCAUUAAAACUUCAAAAAUGUUUAGCAUUUGCCGAACAACAGUAUUUCACGUUAAAAAUAAUUUAUUCAGGGAUAAUAACCAUACCGUAAAUGCUUGCAUAAGAGUGUCGAAGACAAAGAUGAAAGAUGGGUAUUGUUAUAAUGGGUUUACCCUUGGUCUGAGCUAUAAUCACGCUCAGGGAUAUGGUGUAAAAGUGUCUACCUCUCGUUUCUGGAAAUUUAAUUUUACGUUUAUUGAUGUGGUAGCCAAGGUGAAUCUCUGGAAAUCACCCAAUACGGCAAUGACUUUGGACUUUAGCGCUAAAGCUACGCGAUACUUGAGUGGCUACUAUGCCGGAGUUAAUAAAUUUACAUUUGGUAUUGGAUUUAACCAAAAUUUUUAGUCAUUAUGCUUGCUUGCAUUGAGAUAUUUAAUAAUUUAAUUUUAUUGAGUCAAAAAAAGUGUUUGUUUUAUGUAUUAAUUUUUAUAUAAUUUGGAAGAAUUAAUUUUCCUUUUAAUAUUUGGCUUGUAAAAGUUCUCCGUGUUCUUCAUGGCUUUUUAAAGCUUGUAUUAUUUUCUAUGAAUCUAAUUUCUUUAAAUAUUAAUCGAUUUAAUUUAGAUUUAAAAAUACGGCAAGAAAUAUAAAACCUGCAAACUCAACUAUUAUUAAUUGAAAUUAUAUUAUUAUUGUUUCAUGGUGCUUUUAGUAUCGACAGUUAAAAAUUUCAAAACCAAACAAUUUAGAACCCGAAAAAUCAGAAAGAAACUUAACUUAGGGCAUACAGGUGAGUCUCACUGAUCAGGCAAGUGCUUAGUCUUCUGCAUAUGAAUCUGCUAACUGCCUGGUGUUACGUCUCCGAAGAGCCGAAGGAUUUUUUGUGAGCCG